AUCUUAAAGAAUUUUUCGCUGACUGUACCGGCUGGCAAGACUGUAGCUAUCGUUGGCCCCAGUGGCUCCGGAAAGAGUACAACGGUGCAGUUGAUACAGCGACUUUACGAUCCUCUAGAGGGACGCGUUACGCUUGAUGGUGUCGAUGUCCGUCAACUGGAUGUAAAUUGGCUUCGACAGCAGAUCGGUGUGGUGUCCCAGGAGCCCGUUCUCUUUGCUGGCACAGUCGAGGAAAACAUACGACUAGGAGAUCCGGAGGCUACAGAUAGCGAAGUCGAGGAUGCAGCUCGCAUGGCUGAUGCACAUGGCUUUAUCAUCAAACUACCUGAGGUCCUCUUUAUUUGUCCUUUUUUUCGAAUGACUUACAUGAAUUGA
This is a messenger RNA of Dibothriocephalus latus, 375 nucleotides long. NCBI's taxonomy places the organism in Eukaryota, Metazoa, Platyhelminthes, Cestoda, Diphyllobothriidea, Diphyllobothriidae. The record is from the annotation of a GenBank genome assembly.